AUGAAAUCAGUAUAUAUGGUGUUAUAUAUUGCAAAAAUUGAGAUAGUAUAUGUUAAACAAGUAUGUAGAAGCACAAAGGCAUGGAUUGAAUUAUGGCAAAGGUUAUUUGAUAUAGUGAGUUAUAUUGAUAUGAUGAAUGAUUAUAUGAAAUAUAAGAAUUGUGGAUUAAAAGAUGUUGAGCAAGUUAGUUCAAUAAAUGGUGAUGAGAUAAAUAAUAGGAAAUCUGAAAAUUCACCCAAACAGAAUUGUGAAGCAAAUGAUUCUGAAAAUUGCUAUAAAAAUGAAAUAAGUGAUUCUAAAUUUGGUGAUAAAUAUGAGAAAACUGUUAAAAUGAGAAAUAUGUCUGUGGAUCGAUUAAAUUAG
Racocetra fulgida is the source of this 363-nucleotide messenger RNA. NCBI's taxonomy places the organism in Eukaryota, Fungi, Glomeromycota, Glomeromycetes, Diversisporales, Gigasporaceae. The record is from the annotation of a GenBank genome assembly.